AUGGAUUUCAACCAGCUGGCUAUACCGAUGGUGGUGGUCUUCCUUAUGAUCCUUGCUUUGGUCAUAGCCAGUGUCGAUAAACGUAAAUUAGCACCCCGCUUAGGUGUAGGACAUCGUUAUAUCCCCCGCGCACCUUCGAAGCUAUUGGAAACUAGUGACAAGAACGCAUCUCAGAGCAUUGCAUUCUACAAGACUUUAUAUCAUCGGCUACAGAACCUCGAGCAAUACCCUGGGGUUCUGGACCAAGGAAGGGAAUCCUUUGUCACAUGGAUCUCCGAUGCUCUAAAGCAGUCUUUUGAUAAUCCCGGAAAGGACAUUUUGUUAAUUGAACGGUACUCCCGGGAUGGUUUGCUGGCAUUUGUUCAAAGCCAGCAAGAGCAAGUGACCGAGCAGUUUGAAGCGUAUCAUGCCCGGCGGCGAAAUAGUGGCCAGAGGGAACAUUUCCCUGACCGGGACGCCGCUAUCAGGUGGCUCAAACAAGCAGCCCCAUUGAAGCUUGUUGAUGGUGCUUGGCUGGGACAUAUCAACGGCGUGAGCACCCCGUUCAACCUGAGACCCGUAUCCAAGGGGCUCUGGCAAAUCUUGUCCGAGGAGCUUGGGGAUGGCGAUCGCAAGAAGCAUCAUGUAUACGUGUACCAGGAGCUCUUAAGAAGCAUCGGCACGUUCCACCUUGCGCGUCUAGUCCAGGCUUUAUACAAACAGACCAUGGCGCGGAUGAUGUUCGGUUCUGGCGAGCGGCCGUUGCACAUUUAUUGA
Aspergillus bombycis is the source of this 756-nucleotide messenger RNA. RefSeq lists its product as uncharacterized. The transcript has a single exon. The coding region runs from base 1 to 756 and encodes 251 amino acids. Lineage: Eukaryota; Fungi; Ascomycota; Eurotiomycetes; Eurotiales; Aspergillaceae. The record is from RefSeq and is a predicted model, not a curated record.